Messenger RNA from Armigeres subalbatus, 1528 nucleotides. It is a transcript of the gene Agxt, whose product is annotated as alanine--glyoxylate aminotransferase. Gene Ontology annotation, molecular function: L-alanine:glyoxylate transaminase activity; L-serine:pyruvate transaminase activity. Bases 296 to 1477 code for a protein of 393 amino acids. The record is from RefSeq and is a predicted model, not a curated record. The transcript has 4 exons. Gene Ontology annotation, cellular component: peroxisome. Lineage: Eukaryota; Metazoa; Arthropoda; Insecta; Diptera; Culicidae.
AUUAAGUCUUAUUUUACACACAAAAUAAUUUUUUUGUUUAAAUGUUGAAGACUUGUAAUACACCUGAGUUUAGAAGCGCUAUUUUUGUUUUCAAUGUUUCAAUCUAAAAAAAGCUCCAUCACAUACAACGGCAGCACUGCCCGCCACGCUGAUGACGAAAUAAGCAUAAAACCGGUCCGUUACUCGCCCAUGCUCUCAUUCAGUCUCUAACAAGCAACUGUGCGCGACGUGGAAAUCGAAUACCAUUAGUUUGCCAUUGUGAGAAGAAAGUGAAAGGAAAAAUCCGCGCGACAACAUGGAAUACAAAGUUACCCCGCCGGCGGUGCUUCGGGAUGUGCUCGUUACACCAAACAAACUGCUGAUGGGACCCGGACCAUCGAAUGCCCCCCAACGAGUUCUGGAUGCUAUGUCACGGCCAAUUCUCGGUCACCUACACCCGGAGACACUCAAAAUUAUGGACGACAUCAAAGAGGGUGUUCGGUAUCUGUUUCAAACCACUAAUGUUGCAACAUUCUGUCUAAGUGCGUCCGGUCACGGCGGCAUGGAAGCUACCCUGUGCAACCUGAUCGAAGAUGGAGAUGUGGUUCUAAUCGGUCAUACCGGUCAUUGGGGUGACCGAGCGGCAGAUAUGGCCACUCGCUACGGCGCUGAUGUUCGGGUUGUUAAGUCUAAAGUUGGCCAAUCUCUAAGUUUGGAUGAACUUGGCGAUGCCCUUUUGCUCCACAAGCCAUCGGUGCUGUUCCUGACGCAAGGCGAUUCAUCCACGGGGGUUCUGCAAGGUUUGGACGGAGUUGGAGCAUUAUGUCAUCAGCACAAUUGCUUGCUGAUUGUGGACACGGUGGCCUCGCUCGGGGGAACGCCAAUGUUCAUGGAUCGAUGGGAGAUCGACGCCAUGUACACCGGAUCACAGAAAGUUCUCGGUGCUCCGCCUGGUAUUACUCCGGUGUCGUUCAGCCACAAAGCUGUAGAACGUUACAAGCAACGAAACACCAAAGUUAAAGUUUACUACUGGGAUAUGUCACUGGUCGGAGACUACUGGGGCUGCUUCGGAAGACCCAGAAUCUACCACCACACCGUCUCCUGCACCUUACUGUACGGCCUACGGGAAGCGAUCGCCAUUGCUUGCGAGGAAGGCCUUCCGGCGCUGAUCGCCCGCCACGAGGACUGUGCCAAGCGGCUGUACCACGGACUGCAGAAGGCCGGAUUUGAACUGUACGCUGAACCUAAGGACCGUUUGUCGACGGUAACGACCAUCAAAGUCCCUCAGGGGGUGGAUUGGCUCAAGACCGCUCAGUAUGCGAUGAAGACAUAUUUGGUGGAAAUCAGCGGAGGUUUGGGACCAACAGCCGGACAAGUAUUCAGAAUAGGAUUGAUGGGUCAAAAUGCCACCAGUGAGCGAGUGGAUAGAGUUCUUCAAGUGUUUCAGGAAGCAGUCGCCGCCGUGAAACCCGAAGUUCAGGUGAAGGGAAAAAUGUAAUCUACGGUUUUCGAAACAAGUUAGACUUAAUAAAUUUUUACUUACCCCAUU